AAAGGAAGCAAGCGUCGCCCCUAGCAACGGGGGAAAGCUGCUGAUUUAGCGGAUUUAGCAGUGUUUCAAACCUAUAAUCGGGCUGAAUAAAUGCUCAGAUUGAGGUGGCUGCAGUGUGAGUAUUUUGAAGCUGACGCGGGAUGGCUGCAGUGAGUCCGUCCGUGUUCCUGCUCACUGUGAACGGACAGAUAGAAGCGGGAAACUUUCCAGAGUAUGACAACUUGUACUGCAAAUAUUGUUACGUGUACGGUAAUGACUGGACUCCAACAUUUGGGCUGGAGGAGGGCAUCACACAAAUCACCUGCAAAGGAAGUCAGUCCAAUAAAUUAAUAUGGAACUUCCCACUAGAGACGACAUUUAAAAGUACAAGCCCCAGUGGAUGGCCUCAGUUGGUAGUGAGCGUCUAUGGUCCAGAUGUGUUUGGUAAUGAUGUGGUCAGAGGAUAUGGAGCAACGCAUAUUCCCAUCACCCCUGGACAACAUUCAAGAACCAUUCCUAUGUUUGUUCCAGAGCCCACCUGGAGACUUCAGAAGUUUACAAGCUGGUUGUUAGGACGGAGACCGGAGUACACAGACCCUAAAGUUGUUGCUCAGGGCGAAGGCAGAGGAGUAACACGUGUCCGAUCCCAAGGCUUUGUCACCGUCUCCUUCCACAUAAUGACCAAAGAUAUGAGGAAAUUAGGUUACGAUACUGGGCCUUCCACCACACAGCCAUAUUCAACAGACUGGUCAGCUGACUGAUUUCACUGUCCACAUGCUCUGGACUUGGAGCAGGUUUACCUCUGCGGAUUUUAUUGCUGCAAAAUUUCACAAUAUAUAUUUUUAAAAGUGCAUUCUUACUUCCUUUGUUAUUUUAUGGAUUUUAAAAAUGCAAGUGCUGUCUGCUACAAGACCUUUAUUUGUAUGUUUACUUUGUAGAAUUUUUAGUACUGACGUAUUUAUAUUUUUCCUUUUUUUCUUGUUUUUACUUUUUUAUAUUAAACUUGAACUGGUCACGGUUG
Messenger RNA from Periophthalmus magnuspinnatus, 1000 nucleotides. RefSeq names its product B9 protein domain 1 (gene b9d1). Lineage: Eukaryota; Metazoa; Chordata; Actinopteri; Gobiiformes; Gobiidae. The transcript has 7 exons. Gene Ontology annotation, cellular component: MKS complex. The record is from RefSeq and is a predicted model, not a curated record. Gene Ontology annotation, biological process: cilium assembly. Bases 141 to 740 code for a protein of 199 amino acids.